ACCCCGGAGAAGGUAUAUCAAGGAAAGGGAAAAAUUAAAAGUGGAUCCGAAGCGAGGGAAGAGAGCACUUUGUUCCGAUGAAUCGGAGGAAGAAAAUCCGUUCCCGAUCUACUCAGCUAGAUCUGAAUAUGACACGUCGGCGAUGGUAUCUGCGUUAACUCAAGUGAUAACGAGUGGGAGUGGGAGUGGCAGUGGGAGUAGCAGAAGCCUAUCAGUAGUAGAAGAACCUGCAGCAUCAGCGCGGGGAGAUAAUGAAGAAGGAGUGAAAAGGGAAAGCCGACAUUAUCGAGGAGUAAGGCAGAGACCGUGGGGAAAAUGGGCUGCUGAGAUUCGUGAUCCAAAAAAGGCAGCAAGAGUGUGGUUGGGCACCUUUGACACUGCCGAGGCUGCGGCACUUGCUUACGAUGAAGCUGCCCUCAGAUUUAAGGGCACAAAAGCCAAGCUUAACUUCCCUGAGAGACUUACCACCCCACCAUCAUACCCCUAUGCCCCCUAUCAUCAUCAGGAUGAUUACCAAAACCACCGCUUUUAGUUUAAUUUAAUUACUUAUUGUUAAUCUUGUUUUUAGUUCACUUACCUAGCUAGCUGCCACUAUAUAUCUUUAAUUACUUUUCACGUUCUAUAUAUAUUUUGAUUUUUCUCAGCAACUACUUAUAAAAUUAUGAUUAUAUAUGCACAUCCCAGUUGUAACAUUCACAUAA
This is a messenger RNA of Cucumis sativus (cucumber), 701 nucleotides long. RefSeq names its product ethylene-responsive transcription factor ERF115. The record is from RefSeq and is a predicted model, not a curated record. NCBI's taxonomy places the organism in Eukaryota, Viridiplantae, Streptophyta, Magnoliopsida, Cucurbitales, Cucurbitaceae. Bases 143 to 532 code for a protein of 129 amino acids. The transcript has a single exon. Gene Ontology annotation, molecular function: DNA-binding transcription factor activity; DNA binding. Gene Ontology annotation, biological process: regulation of DNA-templated transcription; ethylene-activated signaling pathway.